This is a messenger RNA of Mesorhabditis belari, 501 nucleotides long. Lineage: Eukaryota; Metazoa; Nematoda; Chromadorea; Rhabditida; Rhabditidae. The record is from the annotation of a GenBank genome assembly.
AUGAGCGAAAUUAAUUCAAUCGUUGACUUGUCAACAGCCGUCUAUUUGAAUGAACAUCGCACAAGGGUUUUACUUGGAACAUACGAUUCUCAGCUUAACUUCCCCGAUCAACACUUUAAUGUAACAGCAAAUGCGAACAGCUUUCUCACACAAAUCAUCAAAUUUAUGUACAGUGGAUAUAUGGGAUAUCCUGGAAAUGAUUUGGAUGGACUCUUCAACUUUGUUUUAAGUCUAAACAUGAGAAAUGUUAUGCGAUCAAGCACAAGAAAGAUGCUUGUUUACUUUACAUCCGCAGGUAUAGGAGAUGAUUCGAGUUUCCAAGAUCUUCUCCCACUCGUCUAUCAUUUGAGAGCUGUCGGUGUCGAGAUUUUCCCAAUCGCUUAUGGAAAAAAAGCAAACAUUGUACAAGCAAAGAAAAUCUCUCCAAGAUGUGCCCGAUGGGUUGAAACUCCCUGGGAUUUAGAUGACACCAUCAAAUAUCUAUUGAGCAAUCUGUGCUCG